Trichosurus vulpecula (common brushtail) is the source of this 4792-nucleotide messenger RNA. It is a transcript of the gene ABRAXAS1, whose product is annotated as abraxas 1, BRCA1 A complex subunit. The record is from RefSeq and is a predicted model, not a curated record. Gene Ontology annotation, biological process: protein K63-linked deubiquitination; mitotic spindle assembly; attachment of spindle microtubules to kinetochore. Bases 89 to 1309 code for a protein of 406 amino acids. Gene Ontology annotation, cellular component: nucleus. NCBI's taxonomy places the organism in Eukaryota, Metazoa, Chordata, Mammalia, Diprotodontia, Phalangeridae. Gene Ontology annotation, molecular function: polyubiquitin modification-dependent protein binding; microtubule binding. The transcript is spliced from 9 exons.
GCGCCCGGAAGAGACGGAGGAGGAGGGUGGGGGAGGGAGCGCGCGCGCGGAGCGGCUGGACGUCCGGGGCCGGGGACUCCGCGACAGUAUGGAGGGCGAGAGGACGUCGGCGAUGAUCUCGGGGUUUGUGUUCGGCUCCCUCGCUUUCCAGCACCUGAACUCCAACGCCGACACGGAAGGUUUUCUCCUUGGGGAAGUGAAAGGUGAAGCCAAGAAUAGCAUUACAGACUCUCAGUUGAAUGAUGUUGAAGUUGUUUAUACAAUUGACAUACAAAGGUAUAUUCCAUGCUAUCAGCUUUUCAGCUUUUAUAACUCAAUAGGUGAAGUAAAUGAGCAGGAGCUGAAGAAGGUCAUCCCAUGCUGCAAAAAGAACAUUAUUGGAUGGUACAAAUUCAGACGUAAUUCAGACCAAGUGAUGACAUUUCGAGAGAGGAUUCUCCACAAAAAUUUACAAAAACAUCUUUCAAAUCAGGAACUUGUUUUUCUGUUACUUACACCAAGCAUAACCACAGAAAGCUGCUCCACCCAUAGGUUGGAUCAUGCAUUACAUAGACCUCAGGAAGGCAUUUCCCAUAAAGUGCCUUUGGUGGUGACCAACUUAGGUAUGUCAGAGCUGCAGGGAUAUAAGACUGUGUUGAGUUCCUGUAUGUCUGCUGCCUUUGGCCGAACAGUCAAUGCACAUAGGUCAGAAUUUUUUAAUGAAGAUGGAACUUUAAAAGAGGUGCAGAAGAUAAGUGAACUAUAUGCCACUAUACAAGAAGAAUUAAAGGAAAUAUGCACUCAAGUAUUAGAGAGUGAGCAAUUAGUAGAAAAAUUAAUAAAGGAUAUAAAUAGACUAAAAGAAGAACUUGCAUCAAGGAAGAGAGCAAAGAUUCUAGUAUCAGCAAUAAAAAGCUGUGACCUGGAAACAGAAGAGAAUGUUCUUCUCUGUCAAGCUCUACGGACAUUUUUCCCAAGUUGUGGAUUUCUUCAUUCGUGUAUUGUUUGUUUGAAAGGCAGGCAGAUUUCUAGAAACUGCUGUAACACUGACCAUAAACUCCAUCUGGUGAGUGAAUUAACUCUGAUGCUAGAAAGCCCUGAUUUUUCAGAUGAUGAUGAAACAAGAUAUGGAGUUAAGCGUGAAUCUCUUGACUUAGAGAACCAAAGACCAUGCAAGAAAGCGCGACUGUUACAAAUUCCUAAUCAGUCUCUUAAAAUAGAUCAUGAAAACAGUGAUGAGGAAAAAGAACUGACGAGCAGUAUAGAAACAGAUGAAGAUGCGGAGGAAUUGAAGGACAAUGUUGAAUAUCCAGAGUCACCAACUUUCUGAACCUUUCAUACAAUUUUUCUGAUUGUCCCGACUGACCAAAGGGCAACAGAGGUAAAAAAAAGUUUACUGUGUUUUGAAAUACUAACUGGAUAAGUUCUAACAAUUUUCUAAAGUAUUGCUUUAUAUAAAUAUUUUGGAAACUUGUUAAAUUAAGAAGGUGACAAGAUUUUUAUUAUAGUACUCUAGGAGUAUGGCAAAAAAUUACUAGUUAUUUUCCAAGUUUAGUUUUUGUAAAUAAAAGCUUUUACUGAAACUAAUUCACUUUGUAGAUGAAAUAUUUCUGUAAAAAAAAAUCCUAAAACCUGAAGCUUCCUUUUUAAAUUUGGUCUAUAAAAUAAAGGCCACACUAAGAAGUUAAAUUACACAAUUCAACUACUCAGGUUUUCACUGCAUACCUUUUCUUGUGCCUAAUCAACUAUCGCAUUGGUAAUUCUUCAAGUCUAAACUACUCCCCCAUCAAGAAAUUCUCAUGUCCACCUUCUGUGUGUUCAUAUACGUUGUUUCUCCCCACUAGGAACUUCAGUUCCUUGGUGGCAGGCACUUUUUUGGGGUUACCUGUCAUUUAUCAGGUACUUAACAAAUGGCUUCUGAAAGAAUAAACUAUACUUGUCCCUUAAGUCUACCCCAUUGUUUGAACAAAUGAUGUUUCAGUUAAAAUUCUAAAGGGCUUGGUUUAAAGACAAACAAACUCAUCUUUGAUUUACUAUCUGUGAUAUCCCCUCCCUCACUCUCCCAGCCAUACGCUGAAAUCAAGAGGGUCUGCUGGUAGAACCAAGAACCCACAAUCAGCUCUACAGCAAUUGACAAUGUCAGAUAGAGUUCAGCUGAGCUUUUUAAUUUUCUACCACAAGAGUGUGAAAGUUAAUAAUUCAAAAUCAGAUAUAAGAGCUGUAUGGUUCUUUGGAGACCAUCUUUUCCAGCCACAUUUUACAGAUGAGGAAACAGGCCCACAGAACCUAACAUAGAAAUAAGCCAGAUCUUGUGACAUGCAGGCCAAUGUUUUUAAAACUGAAUCACAGUUGAUAGCACACACAUCUGUCAAGUAAGUUUAAUUGGUACUAGCUUUAUUCUCAGUAUUUGAUGUUACAAAUUUUGGGAUCUUUCAGAUACGCAGGAUCCUUGUAAGUAACUGGCAUAAAUCCUACAAAAAGAGAAUUUGUUUUUAAGUUUUUCACUAUAAUUUGCACAAGUAAAAAAAUCAAUAACCUAAAAUUAGAAAAAGAUUAAACAUAUAAUAAAAACUUACAUAGUCUGCCAUAAGAUCUAGAGCAAACUGAGACAAAUUAAGAGCCAUUCCUCAAUAGACUAGUGGUCAGAGAAGAUGAGCACUUGCAAAGGAAGCAAUGCAAAACUAAGGAGAGAUAUGUGUAUUAAAAUACUGACUUAUACUUUGUACAAAACCCAGCAGAAAAUGGUGAAAUUUAAUGUUGGAUGAGAACCUGCUUGCUUCACUGCUGGUUGAAUAGUCUAAAUGUUUUUAUGAAUUUUUGGAUUUAAGAAAAGUGGCUUAAUUCUUCACUUUCUUUGAACCAGAAAUGCUACUCCUAGAACUAUAUCCCAAGGAGGCUUAAUGAAGGCCAGAAAAGAUUAUUGUGUGAAAAACAUUCAUAGCAUCGUUUUUUAAGAUGACCAAAAGCUGGGGGAAAACGUGCCCAAUAAUUGGGCAACUGCUAAAAGAACUGUGAUAAUGAGUACAAUGCAAUAUCAUUGUACCAUAAGAAUGAUAAAAUAAGAAUUCAUAGAAUAUAUCAGGACUUAUAUAAGAGAGCCAGAGUGGAGAAAGCAGAACAAGAACACACACCAACCCCAUGGCAAGUAAAGGCAGCCCUCCAGAGCAGCAUCACUACACAAAAUUAAAGCAUACCUCCUCCUAAUCACUACAAACUACAAAACAGCAAAAUGACACACUUAGUUGCAAUCAGGCUGUUCUGCUUAAUUCUUAGGAGAAAAGUUACGAGGGAUUUGGGUAUUGGUUGGAAAGUGUCACAUUAAAGCAAAAUCUACCCAGAAACACACACAGUAAACUAUAUAACGGGCAAAAAAUUAGAUAAUAAAUAUUCACUAACUCUUACCCAUUAUCUGAGCCCGCUUAAUAGCCUUUGUAAUCUCUUUCUGUUUUUUCCCACAUAAGCCUAUGAAAGAAAAAUGUUUUCAUUAAUUUCACCUCCAGAUACAAAAUUAAUGCUUAUAUAAAAGCCUCAGGAUGAUUAUGCUUCUAAACAAGUAAACUUUGCUUUAAAAGAAAAACUACUUAAUUUCAAAACACCCUAUCAAGUCCUGUCCUUGAACAUAAUGCUUUUGGAGAGUUGCACUAACACAGCUAAUUGAGUCUAAAGUGCCUAAAAUAUAACCAUUCUGCCUUAAACUGUAACAUGUAGUCAACACUGAUAAUAGAAAACUAGCUCAUUUUCUUAAAGCAUAAAUUAACAUUGGUUUUAAAUUAUUUACACAUUAAAAUACUCACAAAUGUGUUUAAAUGUAAAUACCUGUUAAGUGUCUCCCAUAAAUGCAUCCAGUGAAUGGAGAAACAAACUGGGACAAAAGCUGUUGAUAUUUUUAUAAACAAAACCAAAAUUAGUAGUAAUCAAAGUUAAUAAGCAACUUUUAAAAACUCUUCAAUUUUUUUUCUUAGUACUGUAACACCAACUUACAUUUAUAUAGUGAAAGAUCUGCCUUUCAACAAUCUUUUCAGGUAGGUAUGAGUUUCAUUCCCACUUUAAAGAUAUGGAAACAGGCUCAAAGUGCUCAGUGUCAUAGCAACAGAACUAGAAAAUACUGGUAUUGAAACUUCAGCCCAGGGCCUGGUGAUUUCUAAAUCUACUGAAAUGUUCACUACUAAACUAUAUGGUCUAAUAUAGCCAUAUACUUAUAUGGACAUGAAUAUCUUUAAGAAAUGCCAAGCCCAUUUAUUAACAGCAUGAGCCCAAAUUUUUAAAUGUUCCUAUGAAAUCUCCAAUUAAAAAUAUGCUUAGAUUACAUAUACACAUUUAAUAUCAUCAGGGAAGAAGGUAACUUAAGUUUAUCCCCUUUUAAGUAACAAGUUUUUAAAGUUUUUCUUUUGCACGAUUAUCUUUAAUCUCAAUCCUAGAGACCUCAUGAUAAACAAAUUUCCUCACUUGAGAGGUGGUGGAUUAUAGAUGUGUAAUAUGUAUAUACGUUGCUCAAAUGUUUUCUGUCACAAAAGGGUAGUGCUAUUUAAGGGUAUAUGUAGAAAAGGAAUCAAAAUAUGUCUGGUUAAACAGAAGAUACUGAACAUAAGUUUAUGCAAUGAUCCAUUACUGUUAUGGUGACUAUCAAUUACUUGGGCAGGGGGUGGGGAGAGCUUUUUAUAUAUACUCAGAGUUCUUGUGUAGCAUUUAUAGUGUUUUUUUCCUCCCUCACCAUUAGCUUACUUCUCUUGCUAGCAAUACUGUUUUCCCACUUUUUAUAAUUUGUUAAUUCUAAUCAGCUAUGUGCCAGGAAAUAAACUUGGUUACAAAUAAA